CUCUCAUUCCCAUCAACUUCCGCCAGGAUGCAUCCUCAGCAAGCCAUCCACAAGCAGUCCAUCGAAGAUCGUGAGGGCUUCUGGCUCAAGGCUGCUCAGGCUGUCCAUUGGCACAAGCGUCCUACUCAGGCAUAUGGCCCUUCUCUUCGUCACGACCCCACCUAUGCUCGCAAUGGAAAGGUCUGGUUCCCCGAUGGCGAGCUCAACACAGCCUUCAACUGCCUUGACCGCCAUUGCCUCCGCGAGUCUACGGAGAACCCCUUCGCUAGGCCUGUCACGCCUUCUCCUCACACAUCACACCUCGCAUACGAUCCAGCUUUGGCAAAUCGCAUCGCCUUCGAGCAUGUCUCGCCCUUGCCAUGGCAGAUGCAGCCAGCCCGCACCGUCACCUACGGCCAGGCACUCGAGGAGGUCCAGACUUUGGCGGGCGUGUUGAAGGCGCGUGGAAUUCGAAAAGGAGACACUAUCAUCGUGUACAUGCCCAUGAUUGUCGAGACGGCCUUCGCCAUCCUGGCAGCCGCAAGAGUAGGUGCCGUCGUCUCCGUCGUCUUUGGCGGAUUUGCCGGAAAGGAACUGGGCAAACGCAUGCUCGACUCUGGCUGCAAGUUGGUCAUAUCUGCCAGCUGUGGUCUCGAGCCAAAGGGUCCAGUUCCUUACAAGCCAAUGGUCGACGAAGCCAUCAAAGCUUCGGGACACAGCCCAGCUGCCGGCGUCUUGUUCCUGCGUCGCACCACAAUCCGCGAGCAUACCCCGCCCACGCCCGACGCUUCGCAGAAGUGGUAUGACUGGGAUGACGAGAUGGACAAGGUGCGCAGGGGCGUUGAUGGUAGGAGCAAGUGCUGGUCUUGCCACCCAGUUGCAGCCGAAGAUCCACUGUACAUCGUCUACACGUCGGGUACAACAGGCGCGCCGAAGGGUGUCGUACGACUCAACAGCCAAGCGGUCCAGAUGAGGCACGUCAUGGAGCACAGUUGGGGUAUGAGCAAGGACGAUACCAUCUUCACAACCAGUGAUUACGGCUGGGUUGUUGGAAUGCAGUAUUGCGUCUACGGCCCUCUCCUCAUCGGUGCCAAGUCGAUCAUCUUCGAGGGCAAGCCCACCCUCCCGGACGCUUCCAUCUUCUGGCGUACGAUCGCAAAGCAUGGCGUCACUCACUUCUUCAGCGCGCCCACCGCCUUGCGUUCUGUCCGUGCAUCAGACCCUGAGUUUUCCCUCAUGCGUACAGUGGAUCUCAGUACAUUACGCGCCACCUUCCUCGCGGGGGAGAGGAGCGAGCCUCAGCUCGUCCGCCAAUUCUCGGACAUCCUCAAGGAAGUGGCAGCACCUGGAACGGCGUGCAUAGACAAUAUGUGGAGUAGCGAGAGCGGCAGCCCAAUAUCCUCCUUGAUGCUCUCGAGCGCAUUCAGUCAUGCUCCCGUACGCGCCGGUGCUGCGGGCAUGCCUUUACCGGGAAUGGCGCUGCGGAUAGUCGACGAUGCGGGACGCGAAAUCUACGAGGACGGCAAGAUGGGCAACCUCGUCUUGGCAUCUCCACUCUCUCCUUCGUUCCUCGGCGGACUGUGGAAGAACGAAGCUGGUUUCGAGAAAGCGUACUGGGAUCGAUUCAAGGGCAAGGGCGACUGGUUCGACACGGGCGAUUCAGCUUUCUUCGAGAAAGGCUACGUUACGAUCUGUGCAAGGAGUGACGACAUCAUACAAGUCAGCGCACAUCGUCUCGGCACAGGCCUUAUCGAGCAGGUGGUCAGCGGUCAUCCGAGUGUGAUCGAGAGUUGUGUCAUCGGCGCGCCCGAUAAGAUGAAGGGACAAACUCCCUUCGCCGUAGCAGUCGCCGCUUCCUCCUCCAGUAAUGGCGGCGAUGCUCAAGCCUCCGAGAUGCUAUCGUCCAUCAAUCAGCACAUUCGUGCCGACAUCGGCCCCAUCGCACAGCUCUCCGCAAUCGUCCUCGUCGCCAAGCUGCCAAAGACUCGCAGCGGCAAGACGCUUAGAAGAUCGAUUCGCGCCAUUGUAGAGAAUGCAGCGAGGAAGGGUACACCCGGUGAGGCUGACGGCGAUUCGCCCAUUCCUGUGCCGCCCACUAUUGAGGAUGCAGAGGUGAUACCGGUGGUGCAGAGGGAAAUCGAGGCAUUCUUUGCUAGGAAGAGGGGCGAUGAUGCUCAAGAUGGUGUCAAGGCGAAGUUGUAGGUUCAAAGAAAUCUCAUCAAUGGUAUUGCAUGCAAGGAGAAGGUCCGCGUCGUGAUACUGCCCUCAACCCCUCUCUCUAACCCUCAUUCCAGCCCUCGCAGCGCCAAGUCAUAAUGUUGCGGCAUAUGACAGCUGAGCAGCUUCCUCGACAUGACGAUCUGAUCGAAGACCUUGUCUCUCCUCCCACGCAGCAUGAAUGCCCGUUGCCUAUCCGUAGCUUUGGCUACAGAAGGGGCGGGAACCGCAGUUUCCUCGCUCACCGGCGCCGCAAUCUCCGUCUCAAAGUGGCUCUGGAGUAGA
Messenger RNA from Jaminaea rosea, 2481 nucleotides. Its product is annotated as acetyl-CoA synthetase-like protein. NCBI's taxonomy places the organism in Eukaryota, Fungi, Basidiomycota, Exobasidiomycetes, Microstromatales. The coding region runs from base 28 to 2181 and encodes 717 amino acids. The record is from RefSeq and is a predicted model, not a curated record. The transcript is spliced from 2 exons.